AUGUUGUAUUCCUUGAGGCAUCCUGUUGCACACAGUGUUGCAACAAAGGUAGGAAGUGUUAAUGCAAUAGAAGAUUGUUCAGAUGAUGAACUUGAUCUAGAGUUAUUGAUUAGCAACAAUUCAAGGGUGAUGUUGACUUCAAAUCUAUGGACAAAGGCAGGUCUUGUAAAUGUAGCUCUAGGGUAUAUUCGAAAGAUUGUCUACAAACCAGGAAGUGCUCCACCUGAACCACCUACAUAUGUGAUGGUUGAAUUUGAUAAUUAUUCUGGAAUGCCAUUUGAUGAUCAUCAUCCAAAUACAAUUCCAAUAACAACAAUACAGAGGGGCGAUACACUUCAAUUACCAUUAAGAUUGGCAUGGGCAUUGACAAUACACAAAUCUCAAGGGUUGACUCUUUCAAAAGAUAAAAUUGAUAUAGGACCAAGAGAAAGAACAUGA
Cryptomeria japonica (Japanese cedar) is the source of this 438-nucleotide messenger RNA. RefSeq lists its product as uncharacterized. The transcript has a single exon. NCBI's taxonomy places the organism in Eukaryota, Viridiplantae, Streptophyta, Pinopsida, Cupressales, Cupressaceae. The record is from RefSeq and is a predicted model, not a curated record. Bases 1 to 438 code for a protein of 145 amino acids.